This is a messenger RNA of Lobosporangium transversale, 742 nucleotides long. RefSeq names its product putative DNA damage response protein. Lineage: Eukaryota; Fungi; Mortierellomycota; Mortierellomycetes; Mortierellales; Mortierellaceae. The coding region runs from base 112 to 573 and encodes 153 amino acids. Gene Ontology annotation, cellular component: membrane; endomembrane system. The record is from RefSeq and is a predicted model, not a curated record. The transcript is spliced from 2 exons.
CCCCUGUCCCGACUAAAAGAAAGACAAAACUGUAUCUCUUUGUUCUUUUCAUUCUCAUUCCACUUUUUUUGCAACACAUUCCUGGAGUUAAAACACAAUAGUUUAAUCAUCAUGUCCGCUCUUACAAAUCCUGUCAACUGGAUCUUGGCAGCUGUGUUGGGUUACAUCUCGUACAAUUUCUUUGCAGCCGCAGCAGCACCAGAAUUACCCCCACCUCGUCCCAAACUGCCUGCUUUAGUCUUUAAGGAGUAUACACCCAAAGAACUCACCGAAUUUGAUGGUCGAACAGAUGACACCAGGAUCUUGAUCGCUGUUCAGGGCAAAAUAUUUGACGUGACCCGUGGCAGAAACUUUUAUGGCCCAGGUGGUCCCUAUGGCAACUUCGCUGGCAGAGAUGCAUCCCGUGGAUUGGCCAAGAACUCGUUUGACAGCGAAAUGCUGGUGCCUGUGGAUGGGCCUAUCGACAAGCUGGAGGACCUGACAGAUGACGAGAAGGAAGCUCUCAGUGACUGGGCCAUGCAUUUCGAGGGCAAAUACCAGCAUGUGGGUACCCUGGUAGAGAACAAGAACUAGAGAAGGAGCACAAGAGUUUGUUGGCAUUUACACCUUUUUUAUACCACAUGUUACUCUAGAUUAUUUUCAUUUUUUUAUUCUUGAGAUUGUGGGGUGGGGGGGUAUAGUAACAAUAAAGUUUAACUCUUUAUGUUUACGGAGACAAGAUGGAUCCCAUACUGCUUCGUCU